UGAGCAAGAACUGGAAACUGGUGGAAACCCGUUUUCUCUCUUUCUCAUUCAGUCGUGUUCCGUCUCUGACACGUUAGUCAUUAAUGAAUGAACAAAAGGCAAGAAUUCCUACUCCGAGGCAUUUUGCUGGCAAUGCGGUGACAAUAUCGAUUAUAGCCACCAUUAAAUUGGUCUCUCACUCCAAGCCUUCAAACCACACACAAUCUCGUUGGCAAAACAAGAGACGAGAGAUUUCGGUGUUAUUAUGGCGUAUCAUUUCCAUUACCUACCACUACCAAAGUGCACCAUAAAUGGUCCUCCCCUCUAUCUGAUAACACCUCAUCCUAUGGUCACCUUAUACACUCCACGACGACGCAGAUCGACACUCCGUCACCCAGUCGAGUGAUUAACAUGGAUGACAUGGAAGAACUGGGCGAUCAGGUCUUUGCCGCGGAGGCCAUAACAAAGAAGCGAUUGCGGAAGAAUCGUAACGAAUACCUAGUCAAAUGGAAGGGUUGGAGUCCCAAAUAUUCAACUUGGGAACCUGAGGAGAAUAUCCUCGACCCAAGGUUGAUCCAACAAUACGAGCGGAAACUGGUGUUGGAGGCCAAUGAGCGGAAGAAAGGCCGCAAACCCAAAGACAAAUUGGCCGUGAAAAGGCCGCGUAAAGACUCUGCAAGUAGUGAUGACGAAACUGUGCGAAAGAAACCCGCAAGUGUUCCAUACAUCUCCCAGACAUUAAGCGGGAGAACGCCCAAGCCUCCUGAACGUUAUCAAGACUCGAAGAAAUCUCGGAAUCGUCACAAAAGCAGCAAAAGUCGGAAAGGGUCGGAUGACGAGAGCGACUUAUCUUCGGAAAUAUCGCGAUCCUCUAACCUUCCAAGCCCCCAAUUGAGUCCUCAGUUGAGUCCGGCUUUGUCAACGGGUUCGGGGAAGAAGAUUCCCAAAGUCGGGAUCACGAUCCGGAAAAGCCCAAAUUCCGAUCGGACCUUUGAAACCCAUCUCCUUGGGGGAGACGAGGAGUCCGAAGAGGAGAUCGAAAUAGACGACGACGAGGAAGACGCCUAUGAGACUUUUAAAUCCACUCUCAGAGACGAACACUCGUUAGAGGUCAAGGCCAAAAAGGCGGCCGCCAUAAACAACAACAAUGGCCUCCACCACAGCCCGUUCCAUAAGAACAGUAACAAUAGUAGCAAAUCAGUGUCCAAGUCGUCAGAGAAGAAAUUAGACCAAAAACUCUCCAAAAGAGCCACAGUGUCCAUUGAGAAGAUGGCUAAGCCCAUGAACGGCUACAAUGGUGGCCUGGAUAGUGAGUCAGAUUCAGAGUACGAAGUUGAGCAGGUGAUCGAACUUCGAGAAUGGUUCCCGCCGGAUUUUUGGAAAGCCCGCCUCCCAGAAUCGGAACGGAAGGUGUAUUUCACUGAUGUGACCGUUGGAGAGGAUUUCACGGUGACCAUGAGAGAAAGCUGCACUAGUGAAGGAUUUUUCAAGGCUCUAUGAUAUUAGAGUGGUGGCUAAUAGCCAUUCCAAAGAGGUUCCCAUUUUGGCCAUUUCCGCGCCAUUUGUCAGCUGAUUUUCUUGAAUAGAUGCAGAGUCCCAAUUGAGGAACGGGGACUCUUAGGGGUGCGCCCUUUUUUACAAUGCUGGAAAUGUGGUCUUUUUGACCUGAUUACUACAGGUCGAAUGUCUUUCAUAUAUUCUUCUCAUCUCUGUCCGCUUCAAUUUGAUAACAUAUUAAUUAUCCUUCUUGUUUAAACCGUGGACGGCUCAACACUGACGUAAACCAUUCCCAAAACCGGCAGUCCUCGUAAACUCGUAAAUUAUAUUCAAUUUAUUGACAUCUACCGAAAGUUACCAUGGAAGCCUGCCAACAGAAUAAAAGCUUUAAUUUCCCGUUAUCACACAAGAUGAAUUUUAAUGAAUACACGACGAACCUGUAUCCCACAGUCGGACUGCGACUUCCUAAUUUCAUUGCCUUUGUUGAAUCAGAAUAAUAUUGUUUUCGUGCUAAGUAUCCCAGAUGAAUCUCACGACUAUUAGUUAAUAAAUAUCAAUCUUGUUCUUGGA
This is a messenger RNA of Tigriopus californicus, 2046 nucleotides long. Its product is annotated as chromo domain-containing protein cec-1-like. The transcript is spliced from 2 exons. The coding region runs from base 391 to 1479 and encodes 362 amino acids. NCBI's taxonomy places the organism in Eukaryota, Metazoa, Arthropoda, Copepoda, Harpacticoida, Harpacticidae. The record is from RefSeq and is a predicted model, not a curated record.